Eleginops maclovinus (Patagonian blennie) is the source of this 1610-nucleotide messenger RNA. RefSeq names its product D(1)-like dopamine receptor. The transcript is spliced from 2 exons. The record is from RefSeq and is a predicted model, not a curated record. The coding region runs from base 153 to 1610 and encodes 485 amino acids. Gene Ontology annotation, biological process: adenylate cyclase-activating adrenergic receptor signaling pathway. Gene Ontology annotation, cellular component: plasma membrane. Gene Ontology annotation, molecular function: G protein-coupled receptor activity. Lineage: Eukaryota; Metazoa; Chordata; Actinopteri; Perciformes; Eleginopidae.
CCGGGACAAAACACCGGGGCUGAGAGCCUUCUUACCCCGCUAUGGAUGCUCUGAACUCCGGCAGGAUUCAUGAUUAUGACCGCUGCUGAGAUAUUAACACAGCUUUUUAAAACAACUUGAAUUUCCGGGGACUGCUUUCCGUUUACUGUAAAAUGGAUAACAACACUAUGUGGAAUUUCACCCAAGUUCUGUCAGAGCUGGACGGGGCGGGAAGUGGGGAGGAGGAGGAGGAAGAGGAGGAGGGGGAGGAAGGCCGUGGCCGUGGGUUGCGCGUCUUCCUGGGCUGCGUCCUCUUCCUGCUCAUCGUGUCCACGCUGCUCGGGAACACGCUGGUUUGCGCCGCCGUGGUUCGUUUCCGCCACCUUCGCUCCAAAGUCACCAACUUCUUCGUGAUCUCGCUGGCCGUGUCCGACCUGUUCGUGGCCGUGCUGGUGAUGCCGUGGGAGGCCAUCACCGAGGUGACCGGUACCUGGCUGUUCGGACGGUUCUGCGGCGUCUGGAUCGCCUUCGACAUCAUGUGCUCCACGGCAUCCAUCCUGAACCUGUGCAUCAUCAGCGUGGACCGGUACUGGGCCAUCGCCAGCCCCUUCAAGUACGAGCGCAAGAUGACCCACCGGGUGGCGUUCGUCAUGAUCGGCGUGGCGUGGUCCCUGUCCAUCCUGAUUUCCUUCAUCCCGGUGCAGCUCAACUGGCACCAGGAAGGGAUGGAGGAGGCGAUGCUGGAAAUGAUGGCGGGAAGCGGCGGGAACUUCACGAACAGCAGCGGCCUCAACGCCAAGAGCUGCGUCGCCAACCUGAACAAGACCUACGCCAUCUCCUCCUCCCUCAUCAGCUUCUACAUCCCCGUGGUGAUCAUGAUCGCCACCUACACCCGCAUCUACAGGAUCGCGCAGACCCAGAUCCGACGCAUCACGUCCCUUGAGAGGGCGGCGGAGCAGGCGCAGAACCAAGGCCACGGCGUGAACCGGAACCAGCAUCAGCACCACAGGUCCAACGAUGAAGCCUCGCUCAAGUCGUCCUUCAAGAAGGAAACCAAAGUCCUGAAGACCCUCUCCAUCAUCAUGGGGGUGUUCGUGUUCUGCUGGCUGCCGUUCUUCGUGCUGAACUGCACCGUCCCGUUCUGCGACCCGCCCUGCGUCAGCGACACAACCUUCACCGUCUUUGUGUGGUUCGGCUGGGCGAACUCCUCCCUGAACCCGGUCAUUUACGCCUUCAACGCAGACUUCCGCCGCGCCUUCGCCACCAUCCUGGGGUGCAACCAGAUGUGCUCCAACAACACGGUGGAGGCGGUGAACUUCAGCGACGAGCUGGUUUCCUACCACCACGACACGACGCUCCACAAGGAGGUGCUGGUUCCCGUGCAGCCGCUGCAGCUUCCUCGCACAAUCAACGCUGGGUCGGACAGCCUGGAGGACGUGAGCGCUCAGAUAGACGAGGAGUCGAUCGUCUCCAACGGCUCCCGGAGCCACCACAGACUGCUGCUGCUGCCUGCCACUGUGCAGCUGGAGGACGAUCCGGAGCUUUCUCUGGAGACCAUCACGCCGUUCACCUCGGCGGCGCGGCGGGAGAGUGAAGCUCUGAUUCCAGGACAAGUCCAUCAGGACGGAUAG